GUUCGAACAAGCAAAUAUUGGAAAGAUAGCUAAUAGUACAGGACGUUUCCACAGUGCAUAUUAUAAUAUAGCGAGGAGGUGACGACGAUUACUGACCGAUAUGUAUAAGAUCACCAAAAUUAGUUGCUCUUUGACUUAUUUUGUGAGAUGAACUUUAUUUCAGUCCCCUUGCUAUAAAUUAUUUUAAAUUUUGUAAGUGAACAAAAUGAUUUAAUUACACAUUAGUAUGGAAUGUACCGGGAGGCUACAAAGGUGAGCUCUUCUGUCUCCUCAGUAGGUGGAGACACUAUUCUUGUUGACGUCAUCUGCCAACGUCCGGUACAGAAAUUAGAGACGAUCCUUAACACAACCCAACGCAUUGCCUACACAGGGCAGCAGCUGCUAUGCUAAAGGCCUUAGGGAGGCCGUGAAGAAUCCCAUUCAACGAGAGGUUUAAAUUAUACUCACAGAGAAAGAGAGGGGGGGGGCGACCAAGAUCGAGUUCUUGCAGGUUACGUGUGUAUCUCGCUGUGAUUGGACGAUAAGGGAGAACGGAAUUUUGGUUGGCAUUCCCACCAGCUGAUAACAGGUUGGGUUUGCGGAGUGUUCGCCGCACCUAGAGUAGUGCAGUCUGUCUCGAGACCGUGAUUGUGAUGGUGUCUGACAUACUAGGCGGAUCUAAUGUUCUUGUGAAAACCGUUUACGGUAUUCUUUUCUUGUGCUUUUGUAUACAAAGACAGUGUGUGUGUGUGUUGUGUGUAGGAUCUAUCGGCAGUUGUUAUGGCUUUUCGUGGAGGUAAACGAAAAGACAUGAAGAAACAGUCGUACUAUGUGUGGUUUCUGGGUGCGAAGGAGAGCAAAGGGUUGAGAGGGGAACAGUAUAUUCGCCCUAUUCUAAAAGAACUUUUAAAUAAGGAAAGGGAAUUGGAGCCCAUGAAGGUCACCCUUCAGGUUAGUAAUAAAGGUCUUAAGAUCAUACAAAACGUUUCAAGAAAGAACAAUAGGGAGAAGACUGAACAGAUUAAACACUUUAUUCCUCAUCAUGCCAUCACAUGUGUGACUCAAGAGUCGAAACCAGAUGAUGAUAUAGUGUGUAGUAUCCUUCUCAUAUACAAUCCUGUCACAAAGUGUCCAAUCCACGUGCAUGCAUAUAGAUGUGAUAGUGUUGAAACGGCCACUACGCUAAGAAACCAGCUUAAGUCCUUAACGGACAAGCCAGAAAACCAGAAGAAGUUCAAAGAAAUAGAAACACGCUUGGCUGCCAAGGGUCUUCUUCCUUAUAGAAGACUGAACUCUGACGGCCGCAGCACAAGGACCGAAGGUUCAGACCUAGCCGAUGACUCAUUUAGCUCAGAUAGAGAUGUACCUGGAAGAAACAUAGAAAAUGUAACUAGUUUGUACGAUUCUUUGGCAUCCGAACUUCGUGAAAAAUUAAACAACCGAAACUCUUGUCCUAUUUUACUUCCCCCUAAGGAUUAUGACACGGUAUAUAGGAAGAGAGGUAAGUUAGACGGAAUCGAGGAAAGACGAAGUACUAAUAUCCAUAUAGUUGGAAUGAAUCAGAGACUAAAAGCCGCUCCAAUGACAAAGGAACAGGCAAGAGAGUCAGCCUCCAGUGGGAAGUCAAGUGGAAUUGGAUCAGAUGAGGUUUUAACUUCCACAGUUAAAAAAAAUACGUCGCACCAGGGAAAUGAAAACCAGGAAAUUGAUCCAGGUACCAGUUCUGAUGAGGAAGAACUGCAAGAACCAGACGUUUUAACGCAAGACAACGAAUUAAUCUUACCUUACUGGAAACAAACAGUACCACUAAAACCUUCAAAACAACGAAUAUGCUCACCUUCUCCUAUAACCAGGGCACCUCAGCCUAUUUUGCCCACUCAAUCAGAAAGUUACGUGUUUCGUAAGCCUUCUCAGGACGAUUGGCACAUCAGAUCUGAGAAACACACAGGUUCUCAGGAUAAGCAAAGGACAAGUCGUAAAGUAUAUCCUCUUGGGAAAGUAAAUGAAACUAUACCAGAAAGGCUAGACAAUACGAGACCGUUUUCUUAUCAUAUACCUAAAACUACUGAACUUUCUACAGAAUUAAGAAUCCCUGAAGAGAACCAAGAAACACAUAUAGUUUACAGACAGAAGUGUACAGACUUAACUCCACUUUCGAAAAGGGAUCCGAGACCUGUGUCUUUUCCAAGUGCAAAGGAAAAGGAUAACGACAGACGUCUCAAUCUAUUUUCCAAAACUUGUACACCACAAAAUUCUCUGGAGUUAAGAGUAGUGGAACGUCAGCGUUCUAAUCCUGUUUCAGGGGGUUCGAAUCCCUACAGUGACAUUCUUCAUGGACAUUACUUUUCUUCCCAAGAUAAAAAGGACGUUUUACCUUUUUACGAUGUGCUUGACCAACAACAACCAUCCUCAGUUUACUAUGUUAAUCAAACACCUUGUCGUAAUCGCCAUCGUUACAGAGAAAAAUACACGCCCACUCCUGAAUUAUAUCCUAGUUCUCCCGAAUUGUAUACAAGGGACAAACUAUCUAAAAAAUCAGUUGAAUGCUGCAUUGAAAAAGUCCGACAACCACAGUACCCCCAUGAUGAAAGGCGAAAAUCUGGAUAUUUUGAUCUUCCAGUGGACUUCCGGGAGUAUAGACACAGUAUCGCUGAUCCCAUUAAUCGCAGAUUAUCUAUGAACUCACAUUUUUGAAAAUAUUUAGAUUGCUGUUUUUGAAAUAUGUAUAUUUAUACAUUUUACAGUUUACAUCGCAACUAAUCAAUCCGUUAACCCUAUUACUUGGCAUCAGCAUCAUCCUCUGCUUUGUAAGUCUUUUAAAUUCAAACUUUGAAUGAAUGGUUAUCAAAACUGUAAACAUAUUAAGGUUGUGUAAUUUCCAACCCAAUCCUGAGUUUUGUUUAAUCACUGUAAAAACGUAAGGUAAACACAAGUUAUAGUUCAGUAAGCAGUCACUGAAUAAAGACGCAUAAUACAAAUCUUUGGAGAAUUACUUAUAAUUUCUUAUUUACCCAAAUACUUUAACUGGGUUCUCUCGGUGUGUAUUAUAAUCACAGGUCAAUUAUCCUAAAAAUAUUAAACUCAAAACAAAUACCAACAAGAUAUAAUUUUGAUUUUUAUUCUUUCAAUCGUAAUGAGAUAGUUGCUGAACUAGUCUUAACUGUGUAAAUUUUAAGUUUUAACCUGUGUGAUGGUUUAUCUUUUCACUGAACUGUUAAAAUGUAUAAUUUUCUAACGUACUUUUGCACUUGAUAAAGAAAUGUAAGAGAGAAAAAAACACGUAAAGUACAUUUAUAAAAAUAAUGAUUGACUUUGUAUUU
Limulus polyphemus (Atlantic horseshoe crab) is the source of this 3299-nucleotide messenger RNA. RefSeq lists its product as uncharacterized. The transcript has 2 exons. The record is from RefSeq and is a predicted model, not a curated record. Lineage: Eukaryota; Metazoa; Arthropoda; Merostomata; Xiphosura; Limulidae. The coding region runs from base 760 to 2673 and encodes 637 amino acids.